GAUUAUAACUUCAUAUUAGUUUGUGGUUAUAAAUAAAUUAGUAUUUCUAAUAUUCGGUAUAAUCUACUAGUUACUCUGUGUUUCUAAUUCUAAUAAUUAUUUGUAUGUACUCUUUGCAACAAACGUUUUCAUUUAAUUGUAUAAUCUUUGAUUUGUUGCUAAAGGUUUCAGUUUUCAGUUUUUAAUGGUCAAAAAAUAAAUAGAAAGAGUAUGUUUAUUAAGUAAUUAAUCGUAAGUAGGUAGUUACUAAUAUAUUAUGUACUAUAGAAACAUUUAACAGGAAUUUUCGGUGAAAUAAUUUCUUAUUUGAAUAAGUUACCUAUAUAUACAUGUAUUGUGUAGUGUGAAGUCAUCGAUAUAUUUAAGUGAAAAUAGAUCUAGUACUGACUUUUACCAACUCGUUUGUUAUAAACACAAAAUAAUAAGAAGGUUAUAAAGUAAUAAUUUAAAUAUAUACAUAUCAUACUAGAAGUAAGAAGUUUUAAUUUUAAUAUAAUGAUAUGUUUAAUGUAUUUCCGUCGUAAAUUAAAAAUAUAUCGACUUGGCGGGGGCACUACCGUGCCCCAAGAUUAUCCAUUUAUUACUUUAUACAGGAGAAAUCUUUCUUAUUCAAGAAAAACAACCAUUUUAGGUAUUGAAACUUCUUGUGAUGAUACUGGUUGUGCCAUAGUUAAUGGUUAUGGUAAUAUUUUAGGUGAAUGUUUAUAUUCACAAAAUGCACUUCAUGUUAGGUAUGGUGGAGUUAAUCCCGUGCACGCAUGGGAACUUCAUCGUGACAAUAUUGAUUUAGCUGUAAAAAAUGCUUUAAAAAGUGCAAAAAUUGGAGUUAGUGAAAUUGAUGCUUUAGCAGUUACUGUUAAACCUGGCCUUUUAUUGAGCUUAACAAUUGGUGUAAAAUAUGCAAAAUUUCUUGCAAAAAAGUAUGACAAAAUUUUAAUUCCUAUACAUCAUAUGGAAGCUCAUGCUUUAGUUGCAAGAAUGUAUUAUGAUAUACCAUUUCCGUACUUGACAUUAUUGAUAUCAGGAGGGCAUUGCUUUUUAGCUGUAGUAAAAGAUGUGGAUAGUUUCCUUUUACUUGGUCAAACUUUAGACAAUGCACCAGGGGAGGUCAUGGACAAGGCUGCAAGAAGAAUGAAAUUAAAAAAUAUUUUUGAAUAUUCAGCAGUUUCCGGUGGUAGAGCAAUUGAAUUAGCUGCCAAGAAUGCUACUAAUCCUGCAAUGUUUCAAUUUCCAAUACCACUACUGAAAAAUAGAGAUUGUAAUUUUAGUUUUAGUGGCCUCAAAGAUUCACUGGUGCGAAAAGUAUUAAAGAAGGAAUCAGAACAUGGAUUAAGGGGUGAUGAAGUAAUUCCAGAAAUUUAUGAUUUGUGUGCAUCAUUUCAGGCUAGUAUUGCCAGACAUUUAGCACAUAGACUUGAAAGAGCCAUAACGUUUUGUGAAAUGAAAAAGUUACUGCAUUUUGAUACUAAAAAUAUUAUAAUAUCAGGCGGUGUAGCCUGUAAUGACUACAUAUAUUCAUGUUUGGAAAGAGUUGGUAACAAGUUUGGUUUUAAUUUGUAUAGACCACCCCAUAAAGUUUGCACAGAUAAUGGUGUAAUGGUUGCAUGGAAUGGUAUUGAAAAAGUAAAAAAAGGAGACACUAUUCCAUUACUUUCUAUUAGUAACAUUGAUCCUACAGCAUCUUUUGGCUUAAAUAUCAUAGAUCAAGUUAAAGAAGCAAAUUUACCAAUAAGAGCUCCAACAAUUGAAAAUAAAAUGUAAAUGUAAAUAAUUAAUCAAAUGGAUAUAUAAUUUAUUUUUAUUAAUUUUUAGUUUUUAUUUACAUGCUGAAAAUAUCGAAAUAACAAAACCAUCUUACCAGCUGUCUAGUUUUCGAAAGUGAUUUAGUAAAAUAAAACAUGUUAUAGUAUGUAUACUGAUAAUGAUUUAUUUCAUUUCUAUUUGAAUGGUGGUUUCAGAUUUCAUUAUUACUUAAAAAAAUAUUUAAUGAUUUACUCAAAGUCAAAGUUAUACAUCUGAAUACAAUGUUAUUUUUUGAUCAAUAAUAAAACAAAGGUAACUAUUUUGCAAUCUGGGUGUUUGUGAUAAUUUUUUAUUUCAAUAAAGAAAGAACCUGAUUUUUUAAUGAAAUUACUAUGUAGUUUUGUUCUUAGCAAUACACUUAGAUAGGCAAUACAUGGCACAAAUUUUUAACGUUAUCUGCUAGUGUUGGGAACUGUCGAAGUUGGUCAAAGUAUGAAGUAUAUUGAUGUUGAGUAAAACCUGAUUUAAAAAUUAAUUUGAAAGAAAAGUGUCCUUUUUUUACUUGGACUAAGGAAGGGUUAUGUUUUUCGCGUGUAUCUUGUAUGUAUGUUUGUAAAUUUCUUUAUUACCUCGUAUCCUCCAAAUGGCUGUAUGGGUUUCGACAGUUUUGGGAUCAUUAUAUUCAUCUUAAAAACCCAAAUGUUCUUAGAUAGCUGAUUAAAAAAAAAAAUCAAACAGCUGAUUUUAGCGCGAAAUAGUAGUAUGUACCUACCUACAUUAACAAAAAAAAAGCAAACCUAGAGUAGGUCAGGACACUAGUCUAAAAUAAAUAAACCAAAAAUGCGACUGACCCACUCCAAAAAUUUCAUAUAAGACGAAGCAUCUUGAAGUUAUGUCUUAAAAUAAUGUAUAUGAUAUUUAGUGUUGUUGCACUCAUAUUGUCCAACCUUAAGCAUGACUGAUGUGGUAGAAAAAUUAGAAUUUCAAUUUAUUCUUAUUUAGUUCUUGCUUAUAUCUAAUUAUUCAACAGUGAAUGUGCGGCACAUACACAUCAUGAGUAGUGAUCCUUAAGAUAAUUUCAAAGCACGAUGCAAAGUAAUAUCUAAUGUUUAUAUGGUGGCCGCAAAGCUUUUUUUUAUGCUGCAGCUAUAUUAAUAGUAUAGUUGUAGCACGAAUGGGUCGGCUCAACCGAGGAACGACCACGCUCUCUCAGAAUACUAGCGUAAAAUGCAACUUAAAGCUGCUGUGUUUCGUAUAUGGUGAGUGUAGAGAACCGGAGACCCUUUUUACUGUAAACGAGGCAUUCCAUCUUAGUCCUCACGGGUGACAAUGCAUCUGCAUUUUGAUUCGCAAACGUGGAUAGAUAUAGAUGUCUAUGGGCCACAGGAACCACUUACCAUCAAGACGUCGACUGUGUGCUUGUUUGUCUACCUUAUAAGUACUAUAAAAAAUCGACCGAUUCUGAGGAAAAAAAAAUUAUUUUUGAUCCAUGCGCAAAAGCCGGUCACGCCUUAUUUUUCAUCACCAAGUACAUCUAAGGAGAAUAACACUUAAGUUGGCGCGUGUUGCUGAAGUCAAGCUUGCUGCAUAUUUCGCAAAACAUAAUAUAGCUGACUACCUCGGCAAAGUGUUGUAAGAAUGUUUUCCAGAAUCAAACAUUUUAC
Molecule: messenger RNA, 3407 nt
Organism: Parnassius mnemosyne (clouded apollo)
Lineage: Eukaryota; Metazoa; Arthropoda; Insecta; Lepidoptera; Papilionidae
Source: the annotation of a GenBank genome assembly